Messenger RNA from Hydra vulgaris (swiftwater hydra), 1161 nucleotides. RefSeq lists its product as uncharacterized. The record is from RefSeq and is a predicted model, not a curated record. Lineage: Eukaryota; Metazoa; Cnidaria; Hydrozoa; Anthoathecata; Hydridae.
ACUUUUUUUUAAAAUUUUUUUAAAAACAGUUCUAUUACACACUAAUUAAUGAUUAAUUUUUUUAUUUUUGUAACUAGUUUCAAUUAGUAACAAUAACUUUAUUUAAAAGAAAAAUGAAUUCAUUAAAAGAAAAGCUAUGUGAAGUACUAAAAGUCGACAGCUUGCCACAAGAAUUAGUAAUCAAACUAUUAGAAGAAGCAAUGGAUCUCAAUUCCUUUGUACUAGUUAAUGAAAAUGAUUUGGUUGAAUUAGGUUUUAAAAUGGGACAGAGAAAACUUAUCAUGCAGUGGUUGCAGUCAUGUGCAGUUUUACCUGUAGUUGGUUUUAUGCAGCAUCAAGCUGAAUUGUUUCCAGCGUUAAACUUAAUAGCUGCACCAAUUCAGAGAAAUAUUUCAAUCCCACCCUCUAGUAAUAUAUAUCCUGUAAAAGAGGUACUCUGUAAGAAUGACAACAGUUCCGCAAGUGUUCACGGACCAACACUUGUGACAAAGUUGUUAAGCGGUGAAAUAUAUUCAACACAAGAAAGACACUUUUUAGUGCGAAUUUUAGGCCGAUAUCUUAUGGAGGUUGCAAAAGUAAAGGAUAUGCCCUCAAAGGAGGAAAAAUUAGCUAUGGCUGUUUCAAUAGUUACAGUUUUCCCUUGUCUAAAAAGUAAAUUUACGGAAUCUGGUCACGAGCAUUUUUAUUGUGGAAAAUCUCAUACUGGCCACAUUGAGAUUUAUGUUAGACAAAGACGCUCAAGGUCUAAACAUAUAAUCACAAAGUGGAAUCAUAGGAAAGGAACACCACCUUGUCGAGAACUUGUUGGUGAUGAAAAUUUUGAAGUUGAACGUAUACUCCGAGAACGUCGUCCAACAGUUCUUAAUCAAGAAGAGUUGCUGCACAUGAUGGCAGAGACUAGAAUUUUUUGAAGAGAUUGGAUCUUAAACACUAAACCAAAUGCUACUCUUAUCCUGAAAAGAUAUCCGAGGUUUUUGGAUAUGAAUGAAACUAUACGGCAAGAGUUUUCGUUUUUAGUUGGAAAGUUUAAAGAUAUGCGAAAUCAAUGGACAUUAUGCAGAGAUGUAAUUUUACAACUUGCAGUAACUGCUUCUGUCAAAGACGAAGAUUUAAAAGAAGAGUUAUUUUGUAUUAGUGCUGUUGAAAAUGAGUUUGAUGAAG